UCUUUCUAUCUAUAUCUUUCUCUUUCUCUUUCCCUCUCUCUCAUAUUUUACCUGUCACAGUCUUGUUCAUUGCUGCACAAAUUCAGCAAUCUUUCUCUUUAUCAGAAACUUUCGCACCUCAUUGUAUUUGUAAGUGAGAGAGAGGUUAGCUAAACUACAAACAAACUACAAAUGGGAAGACACUCUUGCUGCUACAAACAGAAGCUCAGGAAAGGUCUAUGGUCACCUGAGGAAGAUGAAAAACUCUUGAACCAUAUUACUAACCAUGGCCAUGGAUGUUGGAGCUCAGUUCCUAAGCAAGCAGGUCUUCAAAGAUGUGGUAAGAGUUGUAGACUUAGAUGGAUUAAUUACCUAAGACCUGAUUUAAAAAGAGGUACAUUUUCACAAGAUGAAGAAAAUCUCAUCAUUGAACUUCAUUCAGUACUAGGAAAUAGAUGGUCUCAAAUUGCUGCGCAGUUACCAGGAAGAACCGACAACGAAAUAAAGAAUCUAUGGAAUUCUUGCUUAAAGAAGAAACUGAAGCAAAAAGGUAUAGAUCCUGUGACUCAUAAGCCACUUUCUGAGGUAGAGAAUGGAGAAGAAGAAGAUGAGAAAACCAGAAGCCAAGAGAAAGUAACAGAAAUAUCAGAAAGCACUUCAGGUUCUUAUGAGAAGAAACAGUCUUCAAUUGUUGUAAAAGCCUAUGAACCUGAAAUGGAAGUUGAAGGUUCUUGUUCAAACUCCAACAACUAUUUGAUGGGAAAUUAUCCUAUGCAGAUGAGUUUCACAUCCAAUGAUAAUCUUCCAAACAAUGUUUCAAACUCUUCUUCUCACUGGUUCAACCAAACUGGACUAAAACCUUUUGAUAUGAACUCUGAGUUCACCUCAUUUCUACCUAGUUCUUUUUGCUACAAAUCAUCGGUUCUCGAUGUUCCGUCAGAAGAUGUUUCGAUUUCUUCGGAUUCUUUCCAUAUGAAGAAUAGUAUGUUACCUUCUUGGGGGUUAACAGAUUGUGAGACCUCUAUUAAAGAGAAUCAAACAGAAGAAGAUGAAGCUAAGUGGAAUGAGUAUCUUCAAAAUCCAAUGCUAAUGCUGCAAAAUCAAGCUGCUGAGGGUUUAUGCAAUCAGAGAAAGGCUGCUCCAACAAAUGUGAGCCAUGAUGAUGCUUUAGAGACUAUGUUGCCUCAUUCAAAGCAAGAGGAAUCUUCUCAAUCUUAUAGUAUAGCUUCUUUUGGAGAUGUAUAGCAGGCUUUUUACAUAAAGAGUGGUGUUAAAGAGGUUCAAAGAGAUUUCAGAUUUGUGUUCUUGAUACAUGUGUAUGAUUGUGUUACUGUUAAUUACCAAAAGAUUUGCUUUUUUAUAUAGGUUUUUCAUUAGACAUUUAUUUCACCCUCUUCAAAAUUGUGAGCCAAAUAAUUUGUCAGAAUUGUAAUAACUCUUUUUUUUUUUCAUUGAUGCGGUUAGGAUCUCU
Messenger RNA from Vicia villosa (hairy vetch), 1450 nucleotides. RefSeq names its product myb-related protein 308-like. Lineage: Eukaryota; Viridiplantae; Streptophyta; Magnoliopsida; Fabales; Fabaceae. The record is from RefSeq and is a predicted model, not a curated record. The transcript is spliced from 3 exons. The coding region runs from base 172 to 1224 and encodes 350 amino acids. Gene Ontology annotation, biological process: regulation of stomatal movement.